GUACUGCUAUGUGGAUAUUUGUUAGCAAUGACUGAUGUGGAAUCUACAUAUGCAGAUUUUAUUGCUUCAGGAAGAACAGGUAGAAGAAAUGCACUACAUGACAUACUUGUGUCCUCUACAGGUGGGAACUCUGGUGAACUAGCCUUAAAGUUAUCAGAGCUUGAUAUAAACAAGGCAGAAGGAGAAGGAGAUGCACAAAGAAAUCCAAGUGAGCAAACUGGGGAAACCCAAGGGGAGGCGGCAAAGCAAGAAAGCUGACAUCCGACUUUGACCGACUGGAACAGCUGCUGGAUGUUUUCAGAGUACAAGAGCAUGCUGGAACAAAUUUGUUUCCAUGAGCAAGCCUGUGGAAAAGAAAGUGUAUGUGUCUUCACUGCUGGAACCCACUCAACACAAUGUUAGAAAUGGGGGUACAAGCUGUGGCAGAAGACAGAAUUUUCUCUACCUCUGUCAUUAGCAAUGGUUGAACGUGUAUUGAUUUUUGGGAUAGCCUCAUCAGAUGGAUCCCUUCGCAAUGACUACUUGAUGGGAACGCUUUUAGAAAGUAGAACAAGCAGAUAAAUCUUGUAGCAAAUGGCCUUUGAAGCGUCAGAGGAUCAGAUUGCGUAUCUUAAGCAAAGGCUUGUGUGAUCCUCAGAGUUUAAAAUUCUUUGGCCAAAGUGUUCACCCAUUAAGAGAACUGUAAAGAAAGCACUGUUUUUAGAACUCUGCGUCUGUGUUUUACAGCUCUGUUAUUUACAAUGGUUUUUGUAUUGUACAAGUUAGAUGCUCCACACUGCCCCUUCUCAACUGCUUAUGAAGAAUAUUUCUGUUACUGUGAAUUUUUCUACCACUCGUUUUGAAAGGGCUGUUUUUUUGCAUAAUGUGGUGAUGUGCUCAUGAUAGAUUUAAAAUGUCAACAGCUAAACUAAUUACGCCUAAACAUAAAUGACUCAGCAAAACUCUAAUUUGUUACUAGAUGAACCUUCAAAACGAUUCAUUAAUGUGAAUAUUUUGGUGUGUUUUGUGUCCUUGGUACAGUUUUGCCACUUGCCUGUAGUUUGUUGCAUAUCAAAGAAUUAAACUGAAUCUUUUACAUUAUUCUUCCCCAUUUUUUCUAAUUUUACUCCCAAUUUAUUAAUCUUUCUCCAAACUAUUUUUUUAAAAUGGUAGUCCAAUUAUUUUAUUAUAAUGGUAAUUUUAAGAAUACAUUUAUAACCUUAUGUGGUUUAAAAUUCAAACAAAUUCCAUGGUGCUGGAGAUUUUUCUGGUUCACAUUGUUAAAGAUGGGCCUUGUUUACACAUGAGAAAAUAACCAGCAUAGUUAUUGCCAAACAUCUAUUCUAGAAUGAUUUGUAGAUUGCACGGUAGUUCAACUAGCGGAUCAUGGCCUGUAUCCAGCCAGUGGGACUCUUUGCUCUGUUCCUUGCCUUUACCUCUGUUGAUCAGACUUCUGGGGCACAGCCAGCAGCUGGUUACUGAUGCACCAUGCACAACCAGGUGCCAAGUGCUAGAAGCUGCCACAGCAACCUUGUGGCCAGGAUGGGACAGAGAAGUGAGAGACUUGGCAUCUAGCACCCAAAAGACUGAGUUUUUCCCAUUUCAGCUGUACUGAAAUGACAGUCCAAACUGGACACUCAUUAAAGUCCCGGGAGGGCUUGUCUAUCCAGAGGAUUACCUAAAAUACCUAUAAACUAAUAAACUAUUCUGCAGUAGCUGUGCUGGUUGACUUCCCCUCUCCUCCUUCUGUGUAGACGAGGCCCAACAUGAGGCUGAAUACUGCAAAAUGGGGCAGGUGUGCCUCUCCAUGACUAAGGUGAGUAUAGAGUGGCUAACAGAUAAACCAUGGCAAUCACAUAAGCACCAACUGGAGUCAGAAGAUUUUCUUUUUCUUGUUAUUAACAGGAGGUGAUGUCACCUUCUUUAUAUAUAUUAUAUAUAUUAUAUAUUUUUUUCUGUUGGUGGUGGUUUCAAAUGUUAUGCACUUUUUAAUGUUUGUAAACUUUUACUAAUUAAUAGUGUGGUUGCUUCUUGAAUAGAUUAAUCAUCAGUUAACAAAACAUCUUUAUGGCCACAGCUGUUUCUACCAUAUGUAUCAUAGUACUUGUCUCUUGGAAUUCUUUUGUGAGAUGUGUUUAAAAGAAAAACAAACAAACCUCUGAUCAGUAUUAUGAGCUCAUUUAUUAGUGUUAAUAAAUAACAGACCAGCAGUAUGCUUGUGGUUCAUUAGUGUAAUGUUAACUCUUUCACCUUUUAUUGUUUGGAAAUUAAAUGCCUUGCUGUCAUGCUAGCUGACAAAUGCCCCCUCUUCUUUGUGACAGAAGUAGUCCAUUUGCUUUGAAAAUACUAUUGCCCUUAAACUAAUUAGUUGUUCAUUUGUUUCUCUUAGUGUUCCUCUCAAAGUUAACAUUUUUUUUCCAUUGCUCCUUUAUCAGUCCUUCGACUUAAGCAAAAACUGUUUUCCCCUUUGUAUUGGACUAGUUAAUUUCAUUCUAGCACUAACAGCAGAAAGAAAUAAGAUUGUGAGGCCUUUUAUAUAGUGUUACUGUAUUGACAAUCCACAAAACACCAUCACUAAAAUAUAGCAGUAAAAAGUAAUAGUGGAAUAAGUAAUUACAGUACAUUGAAGUGUUGGUUUCCUUGUUUUCCUUCAAUGCUUUUAUUUCAAUACCUUUUCUUUCUUCCUAAAUAUUCUGUUGUGAAAUAAAAUACUUUUCAACCUUUCACCUCUAUUUCAUAGUUGUUUCUUCCCUCCAUUUCUCUUCUUGCUUUCUUUUGUUUUUAAAGCAAACUUGGAGCCUUUUUGGCUUUUGAAGUAUGUCUCCUUGAUGGGAAAUAGCACUAUUAAUUUUAGUUCAGUAAAAGGCUAUUUAUCUUUCCCAAAAGUAUAUGAAUGUUGAUUUCAUCAUUUGGACUCUGCUCACUUUCUUUAUCUAGGGUAUUUCUGUAGCAGCUAUAAGCAGGCUUAGCUUUAUUUUAACCAGUUCUAAUAAAAACUACGUACAAACAGCAAUGUGGAGAGAUGUAUGGCCAUCAUAGCUAUAUACUUUUGCACAGUUCUAGGGAAUGUUCUUAGCCACUAGAACUCAUUUGUUUAUACCCCUGAAGUAUUAGCAUGCUCUCUGGCAUGUGUUUGGCUCAUGCUAGCUGAAAUUUUCAGGGCUAGGGACCAUUCAUAAGCUCCAUAAGGUUCUCAGACGGCAGCUAGCAUAUGUGAUCAUGCAGUUUUGGAGAUGGAUUUUGAUUAUAUAGAUACGAAUUUUUUUUUGGUAUCUGUUCUCAGUGCUAGAGAACAAAUCCGAGGCAUUUCAUUUACUAGUAUAGACACAGGCUGGAUAUCCUUCAAAGCCUGUGAGUAUUAAACAUGUGGUUAGUCUGCACCAAAUCAUACUACUGCAUCUUCACUGCUAUUAUUGUCCAGGCAUUUAUAAAAGAGCUAGUUCAAGCAUAGACGCACCUUCACUGUAGUGUAGUUGCACCAUCUUUUCCUAUAUAACAGCAACACUGAUGGCAGAAUCAUGCCUUAAUUGCUUUUUUUUUCCUUUUGCGAGUUAUCUUUUCAGUAAGCCUGAUGCUCUGGCUUCUAUUCCUGUAUUUUCUCCAUAUUUUAUUGUUCUCAUGGUAGGUAAAAUGUUAAAAUGUUUAAUUAAUCCAGGAUUAUUUUAAAGCAAUCACUCCAAAAUCUAAAACUCAACUGAAAAUUAUGUCUGGACUGUCAGCUUGGUAGAAUACUUUCUGCAGAUUUUUCUCCCCUUUUAGCUAUCUCUUUAGGGAUAUCAUUUUAGUGCUUCCUCCCCCUGCCACCCACAUCGCGCCAAAAAGAGUCUCUGUAACCCUAUUCUUAUUGCCCAUUGCAAGUUUUAUGACUGAUUGCAAAUACUGCACUUGUAGGGUUGUAUUCUCCAUCCACAUCCACAAACAAGAAGAACAUAGAACUAGAAUUCUAUGAUAUUGGCAUUUCUCACUUUCACUUAUUGCCAUUAAUGUUGUUGGUGUGCUUCACAAAACUUCGAUUUUUAAAAGGCAUCAGCAAGCAUCUAUAUACAUAUAUUUCAUCAAGCUCAUUUGAAUCCAAAAUUUCACCAUAACUUUCCAUACAAUGAUUAGGAAACCAACAUCAAAAAGGCAGCAGAGCUGCUACUUGUGCCAUUUGCAGCUAUUGCUCUUGUCAUUUUUUUCUGAGAUUCUAAAGUUUCAGGUGGAAGAAGGACAUCUUGGUAUGAGUCAUAGGUUCCAAGGUGUUAGAUUUCAUGCAAAGGGCAAAUGAAAUUAUCCCAUGCCUGGGGAAGGGGGCAGCUACCAAAAGUGGUUACGCUGGAACUCCUACAGUAGCAACUCCUUCCUGAGCUACACAUAAUGAAGAAUUCCAGGUGUGCUUAAUAUUUAUGUUUUAGAGAUAUCAAGGACAUUUUACAAAGGGAAAUACUGAAAGCUGCUGAGAGUGAGCUCAGUAACCUCACCUUUGUCAAGGUUUAAUGCCUUACCUCAGCAGUACUCCCAUGUUAAAUGUUUGCCCUGACAUGUUCCUUUGUUUUGCUCUGCUUCUCCUCCUGGCUGGUUUCUUUUCUGUACUGUGUUUUACAUAUGUCUCUGUAAAAUAAUGCUCCAAAAAUAUAUGGAGUACCUUAGCGGAUUUGCUGCAUAUUUAACUGAUGGAAUUCUUGUAGUGGAAAGGGUGUUUCCCUUCAUCCUUUUGGUCACUGCAGAGGGGGACCUUCUUCAAAACUCUAAACAGUUGAAGAAGCAAAAGAGCCAGGAGGGGAACAUGAAGUCAACAAGAUAGGCCAGCAAUAUCAGGAGGCUAUCUCAUCUUAAUGGUAAGGCAUUCGGAGCCAAAUGCAGAAAAUAAGCUUCCUGUGUGGAAUGAUGGACAGUCAGGAUGGGCUGCUUUUAGCUGAAGAGAAAUUACACAACUUGGGUGUGUGUUGAUUUCAGAACCAACUCCAGAUUUUCAGCUGUGUCCUAGAGCAGAAGCAGAUACAGUUUGGUGCCCUAAACAUUGAUACAUCACAAACAAAUGAAAAUCAUCAGAUGCUAGUCAGAAAAGAAAGGAAUUUCUAGAUCAUUUAGAAUAUGGGGUAUCUUUGAAAGGCAGAAACGUUUAACAGCUAGGAAAAUGACAGAAAUCUAGGUUGUAGCAGGAACCUUCUCACUGUUCCCUGAAGGCUUACAGGCUGAACUCUGUUCUUUAUUACUUUUUCAUCAUAAUCCAGGUUUCUGUACUCGAAGAGAAAAGAAAAAUUAAGUACAGGAAUGGUCAAUAUGGAUGUUUAGUGCAUUUCCACUAACACUUUAUUUACCUUAUGUACUGCAAAAAUCUGGCUGUAAGAUACGUAAGAUCUGGCAGAGCAAAUAAUGGUCAAACAGAAUAGUCUGGAAAAAUAAGAUGAUAUGAUAGUUCAUAUUGUUGUAUGUGACUAGUAAGUCUAACUCUGAGUUAACAAAAUAUGAACAAAUGCUAAAACAAAGAAUAAAGCUAAACAUAAAUACA
Molecule: messenger RNA, 5470 nt
Organism: Struthio camelus australis
Lineage: Eukaryota; Metazoa; Chordata; Aves; Struthioniformes; Struthionidae
Source: RefSeq, a predicted model, not a curated record